This is a messenger RNA of Indicator indicator, 3009 nucleotides long. RefSeq names its product ARVCF delta catenin family member (gene ARVCF). The coding region runs from base 1 to 3009 and encodes 1002 amino acids. The transcript is spliced from 18 exons. Gene Ontology annotation, molecular function: cadherin binding. Gene Ontology annotation, cellular component: nucleus; cytoplasm; plasma membrane. The record is from RefSeq and is a predicted model, not a curated record. Gene Ontology annotation, biological process: cell-cell junction assembly; cell-cell adhesion. Lineage: Eukaryota; Metazoa; Chordata; Aves; Piciformes; Indicatoridae.
AUGGAUGACUAUGAUAUCAGGUCUGCUGCCAGCAUUUUAGCAUCUGUUAAAGAGCAAGAAGCUCGUUUCGAGCGGCUUACCCGUGCACUUGAGGAAGAGCGGCGCAAUGUCUCCUUGCAACUUGAGCGUGCCAAUCAGCCAGCAGACCGAAUGAGCAUUUGCAACAUUGGCAAUGGGCAGCCACUGGCAACCGCCUGGCAGCAGCUUGUACUGCAGAUGAGGGACCUAGCUUGUACUUUUGGCUCCUCUGUGCAUGAACAAAGCCCCAGUAACCAGACAUCAAUAGCAAUGAUGCAAGAGCCUCAAGAAAUGGUGGAAGAAACAGUCACUGUGGAGGAAGACCCAGGCACUCCCACUUCCCAUGUGUCUAUUGUCACUUCUGAAGAUGGUACCACAAGAAGAACUGAAACCAAGGUUACCAAAAUGGUCAAAACAGUCACGACAAGAACAGUGCGCCAGGUGCCGCUUGGCCCCGACGGCCUGCCCUCCAUGGACGGCUCAUCUCCCAUGGGCAGCUACACAGAUUCCAUAGACAGAAGGUACAUGAAGAACGGGGAGCGGUACAUCACACCACAAGCAUCAUCCACCUUAACCAGAUCUUACAACAACUACAGUGAUCCUUACCCCGAGAGCCACGAAGGCCAGUACCGCCCCUACGUCAGCCACGAUGGCUAUGGAGAGCUGUCUGAUAACUACGGCAGCUUGUCUCGGGGUGUCAACUACCGGCCUCGCUAUGCCUAUGUGCCAGGAAACACUUACAGGCCGGAUGACGGUAGCUUCACUUUGCCAAGCAGAAGGGAUAACUAUGGUCCUGUUGCCCAGCCUCAGGUGCCAGUGGGUAGCAAUGUUGACUUGAACCGCUCCCAGCCAGAACGCUUCCAGCCGGAGCCCUAUGGACUGGAAGAUGAUAACCGCAGCCUUGGAGUAGAUGAUGAAGGGUAUGAACUGGAUCCUGAUUACUCCACUGUGAACCGGAGGACGUCUGCAGGUGUGCCAGAGAGAGGAAGACCUCCCAAAGGAAGAGGCUACGAUGACCCCAUCGAGACAGAGAUGGUUGAAGAGAGGAUACCUUACCUCCAUGGUGGCUACGCAGCACCACUGGCACAGCCAGAGAGAGGAAGCAUGGCCAGCAUUGACCGGCUGGGGAAGCGUUCUCCCUCCAUUGACAGCAUUCGUAAAGACCCCCGGUGGAGGGACCCCGACCUCCCUGAAGUCAUCGCCAUGCUCAGCCACCCCAUUGACCCGGUCAAGUCCAACGCCGCAGCCUACUUGCAGCACUUGUGCUAUGAGAAUGAUAAAAUCAAAAAGGACGUGAGGCACCUUAAAGGGAUUCCUAUCUUGGUGGGCCUGCUUGAUCAUCCCAAGCCAGAGGUCCAUCGUAAAGCCUGUGGGGCUCUCAGAAACAUCUCCUAUGGGAAAGAUAAUGAAAACAAGGUGGCUAUAAAGAACUGUGAUGGGAUCCCUGCAUUGAUCAGAUUAUUGCGAAAAACAAAUGACAUGGAAGUCAGAGAGCUGAUUACAGGUACCCUGUGGAACUUAUCCUCCUAUGAGUCCUUGAAGAUGGUCAUCAUCAACCAUGGUCUGCAGACCCUUACCAAUGAGGUGAUUAUACCCCAUUCUGGUUGGGAGAGUGAGCCUAAUGAGGACUCUAAGCCUCGUGAUGCUGAGUGGACAACUGUCUUCAAGAACACUUCUGGUUGCUUACGGAAUGUAAGUUCAGAUGGAGCAGAAGCACGCAGGAGACUAAGAGAGUGUGAUGGCUUGGUGGAUGCCCUCCUUCAUGCUCUACAGUCUGCAGUUGGCAAGAAGGAUACAGACAAUAAGUCUGUGGAGAACUGUGUGUGCAUCAUGAGGAACCUUUCCUAUCAUGUCCACAAAGAGGUCCCAGGAGCUGAUAAGUACCAAGAGCUAGAUGCCAAUCAGACUGCAAGCACAGGAGGCUCUCAGAAGAAGAAGAAAGAUGAUGCUGGUUGUUUUGGGGGGAAAAAAGCUAAAGAGGAGUGGUUCAAUCAAGGAAAGAAGAAUGGAGAUUUGGACAGGAAUUUUGAUACACUUGAUUUGCCUAAGCGGUCUGAAGCAGCAAAAGGCUUUGAAUUACUGUACCAGCCAGAUGUGGUCCGAUUGUACCUCUCCAUCCUUACUGAAAGCCAGAACUUCAACACUCUGGAAGCUGCAGCAGGGGCUUUGCAGAAUCUCAGUGCUGGCAAUUGGACAUGGUCCACCUACAUUCGUGCAACAGUGCGGAAGGAGAGAGGCUUACCAGUGCUUGUGGAGCUGCUCCAGUCUGACUCUGACAAGGUGGUGAGGGCUGUGUCAAUUGCCCUGAGAAACCUUUCCAUGGAUCGUCGCAAUAAAGAUCUUAUAGGUAGUUAUGCUAUGGGUGAGCUGGUAAGAAAUUUGCCCAGCAGGCAGCAGAGAUCUGCAAAGAACCUGGAAGAGGAUACAGUGGUCGCAGUAUUGAAUACCAUCCAUGAAAUCAUUACUGACAGCUCAGAAAAUGCAAGGUCUCUGAUCCAGACACAGGGCAUUCAGAAGCUGGUAGCUAUCAGCAAGUCAAGCCAGUCUCCCAGAGAAACAAAAGCAGCAUCUCACGUUCUUCAGAUGAUCUGGAGCUAUAAGGAGCUACGAAAUGCCCUGCAGAAGGAUGGGUGGAACAAAUCACACUUCCAGUCUGUUUCUGCAACUCCAAAGGGUUCCAAAGGUUCUGCUGGCAAGUCUGGCUAUGACGACAGCACUUUGCCUCUAGUGGACAAAAGUCAAGAUAACGAGAAGGCUGGGAGUCGGGACAUGAUACCUAUGGAUGAACUUGGCCCAGAUGGGUACUCCACCAUCGAUCACCGGGACAAGGAGCGCAAAUACAAGACCACUGAUAGCACAGGGGAUGCCUCUGAGAAAGAACCUUUAAAAAAUGACACAAAUAGGAAAAACAUUAACAGGAGUAACAGGGCUUCGGUGAAUCUGGUGGAUGCCCGUGACAUUAAACCCCAGCCUGUUGACUCCUGGGUCUAA